Colletotrichum godetiae is the source of this 1861-nucleotide messenger RNA. RefSeq names its product tafazzin. The transcript has 2 exons. Lineage: Eukaryota; Fungi; Ascomycota; Sordariomycetes; Glomerellales; Glomerellaceae. The record is from RefSeq and is a predicted model, not a curated record. Bases 394 to 1827 code for a protein of 477 amino acids.
AUCAAUCCUUUGGUGAGCAACAACUGCCCAGGGAAAGCGAGGCAAUGACUCUGCUGUUCUCAUCUCGCCCUGCAGAUUGAGCUGCCUGACUGACUGACGGAGCUGCCUGUGACUCACAGCAAGAAAAAAAAGAGUAAUUGGCGACUCAUCUCGUUGUUGCUGACGCUUAACCCAAGGCGGAUGCAAAAGGCGGCAACAACAUUCCAGAGUACAGGGAGUACAUAGCGACAAAGCCUCGCCGCCUGGAAGCUUGUUUGCUCUGCUCUGCAACAACGACGAUCGACAACAACGACGAGAAACCUACCUUGGCUUCUCCACCCCCCGCCUCAACCUCCCCUUCGGAAGCCUCCUCCCACAGCUUCCCCCUUCCAUACCUCCAUCUCUCGCCCGGGCAUGACUAAGAAAAGGCAUCAGGCGUUAUACUCGAAGCCGCAGUCAACUGCCCCGUCUUCAUUGGGUGCCUCAGCUUCAGCCUCUUCUUCUGCCCAGAACCAACGUAGGGGCGUUAACGAACUUUUGGCUGAUCUUCGUCGGUCAUCCUCCCGUGCUACCCCGACAGCAUCAGCAGCAGCAUCGGCAGCGACCACGCCCACCGUCCCACCCGCUCUGCGACAGAUCCUCCAGAUCCCAGAGACGCCUCCGCCAGCACCCAGGCGUGUCCCAAGAUUCGACGCUACAGGCAGACGAGUACCACCUGGCCCGCCACCUCCGCGCAGCUGGUUAUCACGAUCCAGCCAUGUCCAGCGCGCGCACGCGACCGCCGCCCACCGCGGCGCCCAGGCCAUGGAGGGUCUGCCUGGCACGUACGAGCCGGACAAGGGCAGCCUGAUGGACCUUGUCCUUCGAAGGAUGGCCCUGAACUGGGAGCUCCAUAAAGAUUACGAUCAGUACUACUUGCACACGCUGCCCAGCCGCGUCAGGGCCUCGUUGGCAAAGUAUGUUGGCGUAUGGCACGAGGGCGGCGCAUCCGCUGCAGACCUGCACAACAUUCUGAUUCCUCCUGCGGCGGCGCACGAGGGCCAGCAGCCACUUGAUGUCGACGGCCUUGUGUCCCUGAACAACGACGUCUAUUCCCUCGACCUGACUGGCUCGGUGGGCCACUCCAUGACCGUCAGGGAGUUGGCCGACGUUCUGUUCCCGCAGCAGCUGGCGAGCGCCGCCGAGGCCGUGCAGGAUUCUUGGGACACAGCAGAGGCGCCCUCGCUCCCGCCGAAGCUUCUCCCCAACAUCACUCACCUCUGCCUCACCGUCGCCUCUAGCGCGCAGCAAGGCGGUGGGACGACUGGCGUGUCAUGGAAGCAGCUCCUCUCGCUCGCGGCGAAGCUGCCCACGCUCACGCACCUGAGCCUAGCGUAUUGGCCCGAGCCGUCGCUGACGCCCAACGCAAAGUUCUCCAAGAUUGCGUCGUCUGAUGGCCGCGCCGAGACUUACUCGGGCACGGGAGCGUACGCGCACACUCUGGACGAUGACUGGUCCGAGGCCGUCAUUCUGCUGAGGAAGCUGAGCAAGUGCCUUUACGGGCUGGAGUAUCUCGACCUCACGGGCUGCGGCACGUGGUUCAAGGCGCUCAUGGCCAACGUUGACGGUGACAAGGUCGACUGGACCGGGCCAUGGGGCAAGGUGUCCAAGUUGAAAUUGAGAUACGGGUAUGAAAUCAGCGUAGAUACGCCGAUUGCGGACCACGAGAGGUACCGUGAGGCGGCGCAAAUGGCAAAGGCUAUUGAGAAGUACAUUGUAGCGCAAAGGGCUGGAAAGGGGAGAUUCAUCAACGUGGACAGUGAUCCGAUAGAGGAUGUGCAAAUGCCAAUGAUGCCGUUCAUAUUCUGAAGACGAGAAAUCAAAUUACAAAAUAUUCCUAACA